Molecule: messenger RNA, 1227 nt
Organism: Pisolithus orientalis
Lineage: Eukaryota; Fungi; Basidiomycota; Agaricomycetes; Boletales; Pisolithaceae
Product: maintenance of mitochondrial structure and function-domain-containing protein
Exons: 9
Coding region: 148-1140 (330 amino acids)
Biological process (GO): protein deneddylation
Cellular component (GO): COP9 signalosome
Molecular function (GO): protein binding; metallopeptidase activity
Source: RefSeq, a predicted model, not a curated record
CUCAGUUGGUAGAGCGCGUCACUAGUAAUGACGAGGUCAGUCGUUCGAGUCGGCUAAUGGGAAUUUUCUUUUUCCACCAAUGGUGCCCCUUUGGUAGCCACCCACUGAACUACAUAAAUAACUUGUGCAGGUCCGUCCUACCACAGCAUGGCAUCCAUGGACACCGACGAACAAUCAGUUGUGCUAUCUUCUAGCGCAACUUCAGGCCUUUCACUCUCGCUACAUCCCUUACCCAUCUUAAAUAUAUCAGAGCACUUGACGCGAUUGAAGUUGCAAACGAAAUCGACUGCACCUUUUGUUUUGGGCGCGUUGCUCGGUACGCAAAAUGGCCGAGAAGUGGAGAUUGUCAACAGCUUCGAGCUCGCCACUGAGGCUGGGCAUGAUGACAUCGUAGAUCACGGUUUCCUAGUCCAAAGGAGAGAUCAAUACAAGCAGGUUUUCCCCUCUCUGGAGUUCAUCGGAUGGUACACUGUCGCAUCUACAGUCACUUCACAACACAUCGCGCUCCACGAACAGUUUACAGGAUACUGCUCAACGCCACUUCUCCUUGUUCUUCAAUGCUCUACGAGCUCAUCAUCCGGGGCGGACGUUACAAGUCAAGCCCUUCCCUUUAAGGCGUAUGAACCCUCGGUUGAAAUCAGGGAGAGGAAGACACGGUCUGUAUUCAUCGAAGUACCGUUCAUGGUAGAAACUGGCGAGGCCGAACGUAUCGCUGUGGAUUGGACCGCCAGGGGUGGUGGUGGAGGCACCAGUUUGGAAUCGCAUUUACAUACACAACAAGCCGCUGUGAAGAUGCUGCAUGAAAGAAUCUUGGUGUUGGUGCAAUAUGUAGCAAAUGCCAUAGCAGGUCAAGUUCCGAAAGACCAUACCGUUCUCCGAUCAAUCUCUGCCUUGAUUGCUUCCCUCCCUGCCAGCGAGGACGACGCUUUCCGCGAGGAGUUCAAUACUGAAUACGAGGAUGUCAAGCUCACGGCUUUCCUCUCCGUACUCACUAAAUCCACGAACACCUUAAAUAAUCUCGUGGACAAACACCUGAUAAUGAAUGGUGGCAUGCGUGAUGAACGGCCGCUAAUACCUGGCCCACGAAGGCGAGCGGGAAGGCCAGGCGGUAUGCCUGGAGACUGGUCCGCGCAUGCCUGAGUCUCAUGAUCAUGUGGAGUCUGUCAACAAGAGCCUCCCAACACCCGUAGAGUCGAUGAGCCAUUAGUCAAGUACGACAUAUACCGG